CUGGAGCUUUUCCUCCUCUCUAAAUUCACCGCCGAUUCCAAAACCAUUAUAAAGAGGGUGAGAAACCUAGGGUUCCGUUCAUAAAACCCUAACCUUUACCGCCGCCACCCCCAGUUUCCGAUGGCGGUUAAUCUGCUGUAUGAAUCAGCUUCAGGCUACGCACUGUUCCAAGCUCACGGCCUCGACCAGAUCGGCCAGAACACCGAGGCCGUUCGGAGCUCCGUUACCGACUUCAACCGGUUCAGCAAGGUGGUCCAGCUCGUCGCUUUCUCCCCAUUUGAGCAGGCCCUCGAUGCCCUCAACCAGAUUAACUCAGUUUCCGAAGGGAUUAUGACUGAUGAGUUGAGGAACUUUUUGGAGCUUAAUCUCCCAAAAGUAAAGGAAGGCAAGAAGCCAAAGUUCAGUUUGGGUGUAUAUGAACCCAAGCUUGGUUCUCACAUAUUUGAAGUUACUAAAAUCCCUUGCCAAAGUAAUGAGUUUGUUCUUGAGUUACUUCGUGGAGUUCGGGCUCAUUUUGAUAGGUUUAUCAAGGACCUUAAGCCCGGUGACUUGGAGAAAGCCCAGCUUGGUCUCAGCCACAGUUACAGCAGGUCUAAGGUCAAGUUUAAUGUUAACCGUGUUGACAAUAUGGUGAUUCAAGCAAUUUUUCUUCUAGAUACCCUUGACAAGGAUGUAAAUUCUUUCUCAAUGAGAGUCAGAGAAUGGUACUCUUGGCAUUUUCCUGAGUUGGUAAAGAUUGUCAAUGACAAUUAUCUCUAUGCUAAACUAGCAAAAACUAUAAGAGAUAAGUCAACUUUGUGUGACGACCAACUUGAAGAAUUAACUGAAAUUGUUGGUGAUGAAGAGAAGGCAAAAGAGAUUAUUGAAGCUGCCAAAGCAUCCAUGGGUCAGGAUUUGUCUGAUGUUGAUAUUCUCAAUGUUCAACAAUUCGCUCAAAAAGUGAUGGACCUAUCUGAGUACAGGAAAAAACUUUAUGACUAUCUGGUCAGCAAGAUGAAUGAUAUUGCACCCAAUUUGGCCUCCUUAAUCGGGGAAGUAGUUGGAGCUCGUUUAAUUUCUCAUGCGGGUAGUCUUACAAACUUGGCUAAAUGCCCUUCUUCUACCCUUCAGAUCCUUGGUGCUGAGAAAGCCCUCUUCAGGGCCUUGAAAACCAAGGGAAACACACCCAAAUAUGGACUGAUAUUCCAUUCAUCUUUCAUCGGACGCGCAUCUGCCCGGAACAAGGGCCGAAUGGCUCGUUAUCUUGCAAACAAGUGUUCUAUUGCUUCACGCAUUGACUGCUUUGCAGAUACUAGCACUACUGCUUUCGGGGAGAAACUUCGCGAACAAGUUGAGGAACGUCUUGACUUUUAUGACAAGGGUGUUGCACCUCGCAAAAAUAUUGAUGUGAUGAAAUCUGCAAUGGAGAGCACUCAAAGCAAAGAUACAGAGAUGGAAACUGAAGAAGUGAUUAUUGAAGCUUCAGAAAAGAAAAGUAAGAAGAAAUCAAAAAGUACAGCUACAGAUAAUGGUGAUGCUAUGACUGAUGAACCAGCUACAAAUGGAGAUGCAACAGAGGGUAAAUCUGAAAAGAAGAAGAAGAAGAAGAAGGACAAGAGGAAAUUGGAUAAUGAAGACGAAGAGAUGGUAGAUGCAAACAAUGCACAUGCUGAGGAAGAUGGAUCAAGCAAGAAGAAGAAGAAGAAGAGUAAACAUGGAGAGGCUGAUGGAGCCGAGUUGGCAAGUGAUGUUAAGAAGAAGAAAAAGAAGAAAUCUAAGAGUGAAGACUCUGAUUAGAUCUGUUGUCGGGAGCUCAAGUCUUGUGGAUAUUAACCUGGCGUAUUCCUCUAUCCGGUUUUUAUUUCAACUGUUUUGUAGUUGUAGAGACGGCUUUGUUAUGUUAUCAAUCUAGCAAUGUCAGAAUGUCUCAAGUCGCCUGCUCUUUAUGUUAGUUAUGAAAUUGUGAUGAACACCAUCAGUAUCUUGUGGAUUUUGCUUAUGGUUAUAAUAUUAGGAUCGUAUUUAUAAUGUUUUAUAGACAA
This is a messenger RNA of Argentina anserina (silverweed cinquefoil), 2021 nucleotides long. Its product is annotated as nucleolar protein 56-like. The transcript is spliced from 8 exons. The record is from RefSeq and is a predicted model, not a curated record. Gene Ontology annotation, cellular component: box C/D methylation guide snoRNP complex; small-subunit processome. Gene Ontology annotation, molecular function: snoRNA binding. Lineage: Eukaryota; Viridiplantae; Streptophyta; Magnoliopsida; Rosales; Rosaceae. The coding region runs from base 121 to 1776 and encodes 551 amino acids.